GAGGGUUUCACUCAUGCUUAACGACAUCGAUUCACAACAGAUGGUUAAACCGUGAAACACCGUUUAUGAAUUCACGGCACAGCAUGAUUCAACACUAAGUUACAGACUUGCAGUUGCAGCCAGCAGCGUGGCAAGGACCGACGGGCAAGGUCCUAGUCGAUAAAUGUCAGAGUCAAAGUCAGGGCAGUGGCAAUGGGAAAACGCUGCAGCCGGUGCUAUUGCAGGCUUCGCCACAGUGGCUGCUAUGCACCCCCUUGACGUUGUCCGUACUAGGUUUCAAGUUAACGAUGGUCGAGUAUUUAAUCUUCCAACUUACAAGAACACUGCACAUGCUAUUUUAACCAUUGCUCGCUUGGAGGGUCUGAGGGGACUUUAUGCUGGCUUCUUUCCUGCAGUUCUAGGGUCCACUCUUUCUUGGGGUUUAUAUUUCUUCUUCUAUGGUAGAGCCAAACAACGGUAUUCCAAAAAUGGGGAGGAGAAGCUGAGCCCUGGUCUUCAUUUAGCUUCAGCUGCAGAAGCUGGAGCUUUGGUUUGUUUGUGCACAAAUCCUGUUUGGCUUGUAAAAACAAGAUUGCAGCUUCAGACACCGCUUCAUCAAACUCGACCAUAUUCUGGGCUUUAUGAUGCACUAAGAACCAUAAUGACCGAGGAAGGGUGGACUGCACUUUAUAAAGGGAUUGUUCCUAGUCUUUUUCUGCAGGUUUCUCAUGGAGCUAUUCAGUUCACCACAUAUGAGGAACUUCGUAAAGCUAUUGUUGACUAUAAAUUUAAAAGAAGCAAACAAAAUCCUGAUAAUGGUGAUAAUACAUUGAAUUCAGUUGAUUAUGCUAUUCUUGGGGGAUCUUCUAAGGUUGCUGCCAUUCUUCUUACAUAUCCAUUUCAGGUUAUUCGAGCUCGAUUACAGCCUCCAUUUAUAACAAUUAAACUUGCCUCUGGAGAAAAGUCAGCAUGUCAGUUUAAGCCUCUCUUAUUCAUGACUCUAAUCUUUUGCCAUCUACAGCAAAGACCCAGUAGUGAUGGAAUUCCAAGAUAUAUGGAUAGCUGGCAUGUUGUGAAGGAAACAUUUCGAUUUGAAGGUUUUCGCGGUUUUUACAAGGGCAUCACACCAAACCUUUUGAAAAAUGCUCCUGCUUCUUCAAUAACAUUUAUUGUGUUUGAGAAUGUGCUGAACUUUCUGAGGAUGGCAAGAAAGGAUAACUGAAUUUUGGUUUGUGCUCAUUAUCUUUUACAUUCUUUUUGUACCUACCUUUAAAAAUAAUUUAUUAAGCCCAAAAAGUGGAAGGUAGACUGGUCAUAUGAAUCUCAUUGAUUUGUAAUAAUUAAAAGCCUCUGCUUCAAUUUUACUUUUACCAA
Molecule: messenger RNA, 1353 nt
Organism: Mangifera indica (mango)
Lineage: Eukaryota; Viridiplantae; Streptophyta; Magnoliopsida; Sapindales; Anacardiaceae
Product: folate transporter 1, chloroplastic
Exons: 11
Coding region: 164-1201 (345 amino acids)
Biological process (GO): folate import into mitochondrion; nucleotide transport
Cellular component (GO): chloroplast envelope
Molecular function (GO): folic acid transmembrane transporter activity; FAD transmembrane transporter activity
Source: RefSeq, a predicted model, not a curated record